GCCUGCGGUUCAUUUCUGACGGAUGUGGAGGAACGUAAUGAAAUCUAGUAUCUGCGGCAAGUGGCUUUUGUGAUUAACUCAAAUCUAGUAGGAAGUUGGACGCGGUCAAGAUGUUCAAACAGCUUUUUCUAGUGAUCUCGUUACUUUACUUCGUGUACUCGGCACCGCAGGCGGAAAACUAUGAAGCGUAUCAAUAUCAGUACGAAGUGAAGGAUCCGGAAAAGAAAUUAUUUUUUGAUAAAAAUGAAGCUGGAGAUGCCGGAGGCAAGGUUUCGGGCAAGUACUCGGUUUGGUUACCAGACGGACGUCUAAUGACAGUGAAAUACUCUGUGGACAAGGAAAGCGGUUACGUAUCCGAUGUCGAUUUUCAGGAAAAUGCCAAUCCACUUUCUGGAUAGAAACAUGAAAAACACUGACUAAAUCCAUGCUAAAGAUGCUACAUUACAAAUGCCGCGUACAGUAGAGUAGAAGAUUAUUAGUGAGUAGUAGAACUGAGUGGACCAUGCGCGCAGUGAUUAGAAAUAUUUCGCUAAUUCUGCGAGAGAGAGACAAAACCGGAUUCUUUGUACAUUAAUAGAUUAAAAGUAGGAGAAAAAAAAAUUAGAUAAUAAGAUGACACUAGCAGCAGAUAA
Messenger RNA from Malaya genurostris, 632 nucleotides. Its product is annotated as pro-resilin-like. The transcript is spliced from 3 exons. The record is from RefSeq and is a predicted model, not a curated record. Gene Ontology annotation, cellular component: extracellular matrix. Lineage: Eukaryota; Metazoa; Arthropoda; Insecta; Diptera; Culicidae. Bases 111 to 398 code for a protein of 95 amino acids.